AUGUCACAGUGGAGCCUGUCCUGGCUGGGCCUGGGGCAGCUGGCCGCCUCCCCGUGGCUGCUCCUGUUGCUGGCCGGGGCCACCUGGCUGCUGGCCCGCGUCCUGGCCUGGAGCCACCGCUUCCAUGACAUCUGCUGCCGCCUCCGGUGUUUCCCGCAGCCCCCAGGACGGAGCUGGUUAUGGGGCCACGUGGGCCUGAUUCAGAGCUCAGAGGAAGGUCUCCUGUACACACAGGACCUGGCAAGGAGCUAUGGGGAUGUGUGCUGCUGGUGGGUGGGUCCCUGGAAUGCAGUUAUCCGCAUCUUCCACCCCACCUGCAUCAAGCCUGUGCUCUUUGCUCCAGCUGCCAUUGCGCCCAAGGACUUUGUCUUCUACAACUUCCUGAAGCCCUGGCUGGGGGAUGGGCUUCUGCUGAGUGCUGGUGACAAAUGGAGAAGCCACCGCCACAUGCUGACACCUGCCUUCCACUUCAACAUCCUGAAGCUCUAUAUGAAGAUUUUCAAUGAUAGCGUGAAUGUCAUGCAUGCCAAGUGGAAACGCCUGGUGUCUGAGGGCAGCACCCAUCUGAACAUGUUUGAACACAUCAGCCUCAUGACCCUGGACAGUCUGCAGAAAUGUGUCUUCAGUUUUGACAGCAAUUGCCAGGAGAAGCCUAGUGAAUAUAUUGCUGCCAUCUUAGAGCUCAGUGCCCUUGUGGCGAAACGGCACCAACAGAUCCUCAUGCACACGGACUUCCUGUACUACCUCACUCCAGAUGGACAGCGCUUCCGCAGAGCCUGCCGCCUGGUGCACAACUUCACAGAUGCUGUCAUCCAGGAGCGGCGCCGCAUUCUCUCUGAUCAGGGUGUUGAUGACUUCCUCGAGGCCAAGGCUAAGACCAAGACUUUGGACUUCAUUGAUGUCCUCCUGCUGACCAAGGAUGAAGAUGGAAAACAAUUGUCAGACAAGGACAUCCGAGCUGAAGCUGACACAUUUAUGUUUGAGGGCCAUGACACCACAGCCAGUGGCCUCUCCUGGGUCCUGUACAACCUUGCAAAGCACCCAGAAUACCAGGAACGCUGUCGGCAGGAGGUGCAAGAGCUCCUGAGGGACCGUGAGCCUCAAGAGAUUGAAUGGGACGACCUGGCCCAGUUGCCCUUCCUGACCAUGUGCAUCAAGGAGAGUCUGAGGCUGCAUCCCCCGGUUAUAGUCAUUGCCCGCUGCUGUACCCAGGACAUCAGGCUCCCAGAUGGCCGGGUCAUCCCCAAAGGUGUUACCUGCCUCGUUAAUAUUUUCGCGACCCACCACAACCCAUCCGUGUGGCCAGACCCUGAGGUAUACAAUCCCUUCCGCUUUGACCCAGAAAACAUCAAGAAGAGGUCGCCCUUGGCUUUUAUUCCCUUCUCUGCAGGCCCCAGGAACUGCAUUGGGAAGACGUUUGCCAUGACCGAGAUGAAGGUGGUCCUGGCGCUUACGCUGCUGCGCUUCCGGGUGCUGCCCAACGAGGAGGAGCCGCGCAGGAAGCCAGAGCUCAUCCUGCGCGCAGAGGGUGGACUUCGGCUGCGCGUGGAGCCGCUGAGCUCGGGCCCCCGGUGA
This is a messenger RNA of Odobenus rosmarus divergens (Pacific walrus), 1575 nucleotides long. RefSeq names its product leukotriene-B(4) omega-hydroxylase 2-like. The record is from RefSeq and is a predicted model, not a curated record. The coding region runs from base 1 to 1575 and encodes 524 amino acids. Gene Ontology annotation, molecular function: heme binding; oxidoreductase activity, acting on paired donors, with incorporation or reduction of molecular oxygen; iron ion binding. The transcript has 12 exons. NCBI's taxonomy places the organism in Eukaryota, Metazoa, Chordata, Mammalia, Carnivora, Odobenidae.